Molecule: messenger RNA, 792 nt
Organism: Argiope bruennichi
Lineage: Eukaryota; Metazoa; Arthropoda; Arachnida; Araneae; Araneidae
Exons: 1
Coding region: 1-792 (263 amino acids)
Source: RefSeq, a predicted model, not a curated record
AUGCGACGUAUAAAGACAAAAGAUACGAAACGUUUGUUAUGGAAGGAGGAUAAUAAGGCAUUAAUCAGUAAUUAUGAAAUUGCAAAACGUCGUUUAUUCGGCUUAAAUAAAACAUUAGAUAAAAACAAGGAAUUAUUUGUUAAAUACGAUGGCAUUAUCAAGGAACACUUAAGGGAAGGUAUUAUAGAACGAGUAGAUUUGAAUUUAGACCAAAAUAUAAACACAGGUUAUUUUCUUCCACAUCAUGCUGUAGUGCGAGAACGGAAGAAUAGUACAAAGGUUAGGAUUGUCUUUGACGCAUCAUCAAAGGGAAAAGGCGCGUUAUCGUUAAACGAUUGUUUAGAGAGUGGACCGAACUUAAAUACUGAUUUACUUGAAAUCUUGUUACGGUUUAGGUUACAGAAAAUUGCAUUUAGUGCAGAUAUUCAACGCGCUUUUUUAGAAGUAGGGAUCGCCAAGGAAGAUAGGCAAUUUCUAAAAUUCUUAUGGAUAAAAGGGGUUGGUCCUAAUCUCGGUUUCAGCCCUCACAAUAUUGAAACAUUCCAGUAUAAAAGAGUCACCUUUGGAGUGAAAUGCAGCCCAUUCUUACUUGCAGCAGUUAUUAAACUGCAUUUAGAAAAAUUCGAAAGUAAAUAUGAAGAAGCGUGUAAAAUGUUGAACUAUUUGUACGUAGAUGACCUAGCAACAGGCACGGCAAGCGUUUCCGAAGCUAUAAAAUUGAGCAAAGAAAUGAUUUACAUUCUAAGUCAUGAAUCUUCAAAGAUGGGUCACGAACUCCCCAAUUCUAAAUGA